Trichoplusia ni (cabbage looper) is the source of this 4560-nucleotide messenger RNA. Its product is annotated as fibroin heavy chain-like. NCBI's taxonomy places the organism in Eukaryota, Metazoa, Arthropoda, Insecta, Lepidoptera, Noctuidae. The record is from RefSeq and is a predicted model, not a curated record. The transcript is spliced from 3 exons. Bases 236 to 3154 code for a protein of 972 amino acids.
UGGGCUCGAAGCAAUACGUCGCAAUUCCUGUAUGAAAUACAGGUAAAUAUAGGAUAGGUCAUCGAAACUGCACUUGCGCACUAGAAUAAAUCAAUGUAGCUAAAUAAUGUGCAUCUACAGAGCCCUGGACCAGUGACGACAGGGCGCCGCGCUGUGCGGAUGCGUGUCAAUUGUGCAUGAUUAGUGCCAGAGGAGAUCAUCAAAUACUACAGCCAGUACCAGCUAACGACUCACGAUGGAUGAGCGCAAAGCUAAACGACGACCACGUGUUAAGUAUACCGCAAGGGCGGACAGGAGUAGGUAUACUGAUCAAGCCAUGGGACAAGCUCCCGUUGUCCACCCGGGGCUCAACAUCGGACCCGGCAGUGUCCGCGGCCCGGGCGGCAUCCGCGGCCAUAGCUUGGAUGCCUUAAGUAGUCGUCGACGUCAACGCGAGAUCGCGGGUUCCAGCAGUAUUGAGAACCAGCCUCAUGGGAUUCAUAAUGUAGAGAUCUGCGAGGUCGCUGAUGUACAACCAGCUGGCGGUGCGGAGGAGGGUACACCCCAUUUGAAAAUGGAAAAACCCAGCGGAAGCAACGCGAAAACUUCUUACGAUAUUAUAGAACCACUCGAAAAUAAUUGUAAUAAACCCAGUCGUCCCAAGGGUAAAGACGCCUUUUCUGUAGGCGCUACUGGCUCUAUUAGCGUUGAUACCGUAAACGGCCCCGUUAAUUGCGCUGGCGGGUCUGAUGGUUUUAGCAGCUCAUCUAGUGCCGUUGGCCCAACCAGCGUCGAAGCCGCCAGGCCCCCGCGUCUUGCUGGCCCCACCGGUGUAGCUUUGGCUUCCAGUGGCGCCGGAACUUCUCGUCAACCUGGCUCUUCUCAAAUUAGCGGCAUUUCUGGAUCCCGUGGCGCUGGGCUAAAACGCCAGCCUUUGGGCCUUAGCACCAAGCCCACUCGAAAACGUUUCAAAGGUGCGGGCCCCUCCCACUUUGUUGGCCCAACUAAAGGCAGUGGCACCGGACAUUCAGUUCAGUCUACUCCCAAUACUCAAGAUGCACUCGCUAAUCAAGCUGCAUUCUCGAAUAAAGCCGCCAGGCCCCCGCGUCUUGCUGGCCCCACCGGUGUAGCUAUGGCUUCCAGUGGCGCCGGAACUUCUCGUCAACCUGGCUCUUCAGAAAUUAGCGGCAUUUCUGGAUCCCGUGGCGCCGGGCUAAAACGCCAGCCUUUGGGCCUUAGCACCAAGCCCACUCGAAAACGUAUCAAAGGUGCGGGCCCCUCCCACUUUGUUGGCGCAACUAAAGGCAGUGGCACCGGACAUUCAGUUCAGUCUACUCCCAAUACUCAAGAUGCACUCGCUAAUCAAGCUGCAUUCUCGAAUAAAGCCGCCAGGCCCCCGCGUCUUGCUGGCCCCACCGGUGUAGCUAUGGCUUCCAGUGGCGCCGGAACUUCUCGACAACCUGGCUCUUCUCAAAUUAGCGGCAUUUCUGGAUCCCGUGGCGCUGGGCUAAAACACCAGCCUUUGGGCCUUAGCACCAAGCCCACUCGAAAACGUUUCAAAGGUGCAGGCCCCUCCCACUUUGUUGGCCCAACUAAAGGCAGUGGCACCGGACAUUCAGUUCAGCCUACUCCCAAUACUCAAGAUGCACUCGCUAAUCAAGCUGCAUUCUCGAAUAAAGCCGCCAGGCCCCCGCGUCUUGCUGGCCCCACCGGUGUAGCUAUGGCUUCCAGUGGCGCCGUAACUUCUCGUCAACCUGGCUCUUCAGAAAUUAGCGGCAUUUCUGGAUCCCGUGGCGCCGGGCUAAAACGCCAGCCUUUGGGCCUUAGCACCAAGCCCACUCGAAAACGUAUCAAAGGUGCGGGCCCCUCCCACUUUGUUGGCGCAACUAAAGGCAGUGGCACCGGACAUUCAGUUCAGUCUACUCCCAAUACUCAAGAUGCACUCGCUAAUCAAGCUGCAUUCUCGAAUAAAGCCGCCAGGCCCCCGCGUCUUGCUGGCCCCACCGGUGUAGCUAUGGCUUCCAGUGGCGCCGGAACUUCUCGUCAACCUGGCUCUUCUCAAAUUAGCGGCAUUUCUGGAUCCCGUGGCGCCGGGCUAAAACGCCAGCCUUUGGGCCUUAGCACCAAGCCCACUCGAAAACGUAUCAAAGGUGCGGGCCCCUCCCACUUUGUUGGCCCAACUAAAGGCAGUGGCACCGGACAUUCAGUUCAGUCUACUCCCAAUACUCAAGAUGCACUCGCUAAUCAAGCUGCAUUCUCGAAUAAAGCCGCCAGGCCCCCGCGUCUUGCUAGCCCCACCGGUGUAGCUAUGGCUUCCAGUGGCGCCGGAACUUCUCGUCAACCUGGCUCUUCUCAAAUUAGCGGCAUUUCUGGAUCCCGUGGCGCCGGGCUAAAACGCCAGCCUUUGGGCCUUAGCACCAAGCCCACUCGAAAACGUAUCAAAGGUGCGGGCCCCUCCCACUUUGUUGGCCCAACUAAAGGCAGUGGCACCGGACAUUCAGUUCAGUCUACUCCCAAUACUCAAGAUGCACUCGCUAAUCAAGCUGCAUUCUCGAAUAAAGCCGCCAGGCCCCCGCGUCUUGCUAGCCCCACCGGUGUAGCUAUGGCUUCCAGUGGCGCCGGAACUUCUCGUCAACCUGGCUCUUCAGAAAUUAGCGGCAUUUCUGGACCUUCCAUUCAAGCUGGCUCUUCCAUUGAAGCUGGGCCUUUCACUCAAGCUGGAACUUCCACUCCAGCUGGCCAAUCUCGUUCUACCGGCCAUGAUCCUGCCGCAGGUCCAUCACAUUCCAGCGACCCCACUCCUGCCGCCCGCUCCGCUCCAGCCGCCGGCCCCGCUCCUACUGCCGGCUCCGCUCCUGCCGCCGGCUCCGAUUCUGCCGCCGGCUCCGAUUCUGCCGGCUUGGCUCCUGCCACCGGCUUCGAUUCUGCCGCCGACUCCACUCCUGCCGCCGGCUCCGAUCCUGCCGCCGCACAGUGGAACGAAACGGGCCGCCCACCGUGCGCCGGCCCCGCUCCUGCCAUCGGCUCCGAUUCUGCAGCCGGUUCCGCCCCUGCCGCCGGCUCCGAUUCUACCGCCGGCUCGGCUCCUGCCACCGGCUCCGAUUCUGCCGCGGGCCCCGAUUCUGCCACCGGCUCCGAUCCUGCCGCCGCACAGUGGAACGAAACGGGCCGGUAAUGGAUUUAGCAUGGAAAAAAAAAUAUAUUUUUGAAUAUUGGGUUGCAUUGAUCCGUUGAUUAUAAAAAAAAACUAUUUAUAUGACGGUUUUUCAGAUAACUUGGUAUUUUCGGAGUUAUUAACACUCAAACUUAUUUUUGUAUGGAACAAAACAGAAAACAAUCAAAAUCUCGGAAUUCUCAAACUUUCUCAAAGAAUUGACUUUACCUAUGCAUAAAACGUAUUUUUGACCUAUUUUAACGCCUAUGCUCGGGUCACGAAUUUUCCCGAUUUGGCCGCAAUUUUAACUUUUGUUCUUAAUUCCACACCACCCUAGAAGUUAGAAACUAGGCGCGUUUCUUUUUGUAGUGGUGUCCCCUUUAGGCCUAAUCCACUUGAGCCAUUCGUAUCCAGAUGUUCAAUGAUGAUAAUCCGUAUUUAAAGAGAUCAGGAUCAGCUUGUUUUGACGUAAUUAAGGGUAAAUUAUUCAUUUCAGUUGGAGUGGCUUUGCAAAUAUCGCAUCUCUGACAUGAAGUGUCACAUAAAAUUGAUGUUGCUUUUCCGUCUAUCAUUGUCAUUAAUAAAGAGUGUGAAAUCUUUAUUUCUCCAACUUCUGUUUCCUUUAAAUAAGGAAUCUCUUCGUCAAUAGCACUUUUUUCCCGCAAUAUCGUUAUUUUGUUUUCUUUCAUAAAUUCGAAGAACAUUGGACGACACCAGUAUGAUGAAUUUGGUGAAUCAUUUUGCCAAAUAACUUGUUCGCCGCAAAUGAAUUUGAUUGCUGCUAAACUUCCCAUGAAUAUACUUGUAUCGUCAAAUUGGUUAUCCAAAGUUCCGUCAUCUGUUGAGAUCUUUUGCUUGUAAUUGUAUUUUUAAUACUACCACUGUCAAUGUUUUUAAGAAUAACGAAGAGAUCAAGGUUUGUCACAAAAUUUUGAAACAUCUCUACAGACGUCAAAUAUUUGAAUAUGUAAAUAUUCAAAUAUUCCCAAAUCACAAAUGAUCAUAGAUUAUCACAUAUAAUGAAUAGUGUGUAGGGGUAGGGCGUCUGUUACGGUGGAUAAUAGAACACUAAAGUGGGUUUGAAUGCAACUGAAUAUCUUGUGCAAAGUUGAUGCACCAAUCACAUUAUGCCACGUCAUAAGAUGUUGUGGUGCUUGCGCAUUCUUAUCACUUAAUUCCCGGGAAUAUUUGUCAAAACAAAUGACGUCAUAGGGUGAUGUGGAAAAAGUCGAACAUUCAUUUCAAAUUUUCAAAAGACUUUUAUGGGUAACAAAAUGCAUAUAAGUUAGUUUAGUAUAAAUUAUUGACAAUUUUAUUUCAUUAGGUUCACUCUGUAAACCAUCUUUGCGAAUUAGGAAAAAAAAAAUCUAUUGAAAUUGAAAUGGCUAUAUCUCCGAAACCACUGGUUAAAUUAAAAAAAAGUUACA